CAUCACCAUGAAUAGGGAAGUUGGUCGGUGUCUAACUCUUGGAAAACACUGGCUUGCAUAAAUCAUCGUAGCCCGCAUGAAGGCCUCUUGCGGCUCGAAUCCUUUCCUUGAAGACAUGACUCGCAACCGUUCAGAGACACUGAAGCGGCUUCUUAGCCAAACAUCUCUUAGGCCAAGCCGUUGUAGGUAGGUAACACUCAAAACUGGUGCACUUCCUGGGGAGGCGCAGGGUGUGGAGCUGCUGCACGACCUGCGCCGCAGCGACGCCAGCAGCACGCACGCCAAGAAGGCCGCAGUGGUCGCGGUGGCGGAGGCAGCAGGCGCAGCAGCGGUACGGCAGCUGUUCCGUUGUAGUUGGUUGGCGCUGCAUGCGGUGCGCUGCGAGCCGUGACGACUGCGGAUGACGAGCGGCCGCCCGCCAGCAAGGCCUUCAUGCAUGCGCGUGUGCCGGGUGCUGGGCACUGUACGGCAGGUGGCAGCCAACGGGGAGACCUGCCGGGGGUUCACGGACGAAGGCGGUGUGAUGGCUUGCCUGCAAGUGCUCAGCGACUGUGCGACCCAGCGAGACGUCCUCCGCGCCUGUCUGGGCCCCCUGCGGCAGCUGUGACACCGUGAAGCGGCUGGUGGCGGCCGGUGCCGUACCGCUUGCCGUACACUGCUUGGAUCUGCAUGCGGGUGCGGGUGACGUGGCGGCCGGUGCCGUACCGCUUGCCGUACACUGCUUGCAUCUGCAUGCGGGUGCGGGUGACGUGGCGGCCGGUGCCGUACCGCUUGCCGUACACUGCUUGGAUCUGCAUGCGGGUGCGGGUGACGUGGCGGCGGGCGCGCUGGGGAUGCUGGUCAACAGGAUGCUGCGGCAGCCGGAGAUCUGCAGCCCACGUGUGGCCGACUCGGUGGAGGCCCUGCAGCGCUAACCCGCCCGCGCGCCCCUGCAGCGGCAGGCGUGUCUGCUGGUGCGUGCGGGUGCAGGCGGCACGCAACCCCGAGCUGCGGCCACCCCUUCUGGAGCGGGGCGUGGAGGGGCUGCUGCGGGCGGCCAAGGCGGGGUGCCGAUAUGCGGGCACGGCGGCGCUGCGGGAUGCGGGUGUGGAUAACUACGAUGCGUGAUUAGGAUGGGAAGUGGAGAUGCUGGGCGGCUUAGCAAGGGGUUGUGGAGGCGGGCGGGAGACGAAGGGUGCGAGGCGGGUUGGGUGUAGUGCGGAUGUGGACGAGGCGGGCGAGUGUGUGGCUGUGUACUUGCAAGGUGUUGUGCACGCGACCGAUGGUAUAGCUUGUAUUGGAUCUCUUUCUGCUAGGGCAGAACAUGCAUGUGUGACACGCUGGGGACCUACGUACGGGGGCUGUCACACCGCUGCGGCCUGGGUACUACACGCGUGUAACAUAGGUUUAUCUGGGUUGCGGCCCCUUGUACGCCCCUCACCUCACCAUUG
This is a messenger RNA of Astrephomene gubernaculifera, 1430 nucleotides long. The record is from the annotation of a GenBank genome assembly. NCBI's taxonomy places the organism in Eukaryota, Viridiplantae, Chlorophyta, Chlorophyceae, Chlamydomonadales, Astrephomenaceae.